Messenger RNA from Penicillium salamii, 924 nucleotides. The record is from the annotation of a GenBank genome assembly. Lineage: Eukaryota; Fungi; Ascomycota; Eurotiomycetes; Eurotiales; Aspergillaceae.
AUGGUCUCUCUUAACCCCAACCCUGAUCGUAAAAUCCUAGGCGAUGAUAUUUAUCUAUAUGAGCCCCGGGGGAAAGCCGACGCAGGUCCACCAGGCGAUCCCAGCGCCCCGUCACUGGUGAUCCUCUGCACUUGGGUUGGGGGGGCCACCCCCCGUCGAAUCAACAAAUACGUAUCUCAAUACCAAACCCUCUAUCCAGCAGCCAGUGUUCUCGUCUUGACUUCCAAUGUGCUCAACGUCGCAUUCCGGCCCCUCAACAUGGUCCGAUCCAGACUGCAGCCAGCGUGCGAUGCUAUUCGACAAAUAUUAACAGAGGCAGCCGAGGGGGUUGCAGAGCCCGGAAUAUUACUCCACAUGUUCUCACAUGGUGGUGCAGUGACCGGCUGUCAGCUCGCCCUGGCAAUGGAAGAAAGCGACGACCAGGGCGCGCCAUUUCUCAUCGGUCUACGAUGUGUGAUUUUGGACUGUUGUCCCGGAGACAAUAGCCUCGACAAGUCUUAUGGAGCAGCGCGUGUCGCGGUGCCUAACAAUCCAGCGGCUCAGCUCUUAGGCAAGGCGCUGCUUUACCCAGCCAUGUCAGUUGUUGUCGGGUUACAAAACGCAGGUUUCUUGCGCUCCGUACAGGAGCUUCGGGAUCUGCUGAACGACACGAAUACGUUUGGGUCAAGCCCUGGAAGGCUCUACAUCUAUACAAAAGAUGACCCGGUGGUUGGCUGGACAGACGUUGAAGACCAUAUUGAAGAAGCUCGCAUUUUGGGGCAUCGUGUUGGGCAAGUUGCCUUUGAGCAUGGGGCACAUUGCGGGCUGAUAAUGGAGAACCCUGCUCGAUACUGGGAGGCGGUUCGAAGAUUCUGGAGUGAUGAGGACAUUGCAGAUCUCGCUGUAUCGGGCCCGGAUCGAUCGAUUGUUCGCAGCCGUUUGUGA